This is a messenger RNA of Guillardia theta CCMP2712, 1524 nucleotides long. RefSeq lists its product as hypothetical. NCBI's taxonomy places the organism in Eukaryota, Cryptophyceae, Pyrenomonadales, Geminigeraceae. The transcript has 8 exons. Gene Ontology annotation, molecular function: GTPase activator activity. The coding region runs from base 1 to 1524 and encodes 507 amino acids. Gene Ontology annotation, cellular component: plasma membrane; neuromuscular junction. The record is from RefSeq and is a predicted model, not a curated record.
AUGAUGUUAUUUGUUCGUUUCCAACAUGAUCUUACACAGAGGAUCUACAAAGAGGACCUUCAUGCAGCCAUGAGUGUCGUAACUUAUUUCAAGGUCCAUAUUAUCAAUGUGACAGCUACCAACAUCUUCAACAAGAAGGGGAAGGUUCCAGACGCAUACUUGAAGCUGGCAUGGGACAAGGAGUUCAAGACAGUGGAGACAGAGACGGGGAAGGUAGACGGGAGCGGCAGGACGAGCUGGGAGAAAACGUUUGGGAAGGGAGGCCUGAACUUCAAGUACGAGACCAAGUACGCUGGUCAACUGAUGAGCAAGAGGUUUGUGAUAGAGUGCUGGGACAAGAACUUCUUCUCCGACGAGUUCAUCGGGAAGGCUGAGCUCGACCUGCACACCAUGGCCACAGGGCCAAGGAGGGUCAAGAUGGUGAUCAAGAAGCCUGACGGGAUGCCGGGGGGGAACUUAGACGUGCUUGCCAACGUGAUGCACACUACGUACGUGAAGAUCGAGCUCGCAGACGUGCAGGUCGACCUGAGGAUGAAGGAGAGCUUCAGCAUGCAGUACUUCUGCAGCCUGACCAGCACGCGGGCCAAGACGACAGCAUCCCACAUGCCCCCGCCUAUGAGGUGGAAGAGACUAGAGGAUAUCACCAUCUUCGCGUCCUUGGAGGAGCUGUGCGAGAGCUUCGUGGUGUUUGAGUUCUCCAUUGAGGGGGUUGUGCAUGCGGUGGGGCAGGUGGCUCUUGUUAGGAUCCUGGCGGGGAUAGAGGAGUACAGCGAGAGCGUGCAGUACCCGUUCACGGAGGCGGUGAGGGACUUCGGGGAGAGCAGGGGGCAGCGGGUGGUUGGGAGCAUCUCGGGGAAGAUUGUGCUCAGCAACCUUCCUUUCUUCUCCCAGCUGACGGAGGAUGCGAUGCUUGACGAUGCUGGGAACGUGGUGGGAGGGCUCAGACUACUUCCUUUCUCGCCUCUCCCGGCUGUGCUGAGCAAGAGCGGAGCGAGGGUCGUUGCGCGCUUCAGCAAGGAGAGGUUGCGGAAGAAGGAGGAGAAGAAAGAGGAGAGAGAUGAAGAUAUCCUUGCUAAAGAGGUGAGCGCUAUCGGAAUCGAUGGGUGGAACCCGCAUCAUUCGCCUGAUGAGACACAGCAACAACAACAACAACAACAAUACUACAACAACAACAACAACAACAACAACAACAACAACAACAACAACACUCAUGACAGCAACACGUACAACAACACUUACAACAACAACAACAAUGGAGACAACGGAGACAACACGUACCUCGUCCAUGGAUACAACACCCAUAACAGUGAUGCUGCGCCCCAAUGGAAUCAACAAGUGACAAAUCCUCAUGGAGUCAUGCCAGUCUACGAUGCUCCUCCCGCCGCGUUCAGGCAGGACGACCUGUCAAACCUUGUCAGCUUCACUCCCAACAUGCACCAUGAGCACAACAUGAGGAGCGAGGUGAAGGUUGAUGGGUUUGACGUCGGCAAUGCAAGCAACGUGAGAGUUUGUGCUGGGGUGUGA